UUUCCGCGCGCGUGGCCCUCGUCCAAGGUGAGCGCCGGCAUCGCGCGACGCGGCAGGACCUCCUCGCCCGCCCGCGCUCCCACGAGUUCAUUCGUUUGCUGGGAGAUCUUGGUGUCGGAAGGCCCAGGUACUACAUGACGAGAACCUGUCUACUCAAGCGCACUCGUGCGGAUUGAAAAACACAAACCGAAACAAAACCCAGGAGUGGUGGUGAAUGCAAGUAAUCCCGAGAAAGAUGGGUGUGGAGUUCCAGGCUGGCCGCCGCUAAAUGAUUAACCAUUUAAGAUGGCAUUUCACUGGCAAACGACCGUUUUUGUACCUGGCUAAGACUUGGAUUCUUCUCCCCCCUCCCCAAGAUUCUCAAUCAUGUCUUGAUGGGCUUGACUCUGCUGUGCUGGCAACUUUUGGGCAGGAGAAAUGGCUCUGAUGAAAUGGGGGCUGGGAAGGCAGAAGUUUCGUCUGCUGAAGAGGAGCUCCCUGCUGCUGAAACUCCUAGCCAUUGUCUUGGCUGUGCUUCUAUUUUGUGAAUUUUUUAUCUAUCAUUUGGUCAUCUCUCGGUGUAAUUGGCCUGAGCUGAAAACUGCAGUCCAUGGUGGUGGACAGGAACCUGUGCUGAGAGCCAUGUUUUUGGCUGAUACCCACUUGCUUGGGGAAAUAAGAGGCCACUGGCUGGAUAAAUUACGAAGGGAAUGGCAGAUGGAGAGGGCCUUCCAGACAGCUCUGUGGUGGCUGCAGCCUGAAGUUGUCUUCAUUCUGGGGGACAUCUUUGAUGAAGGGAAGUGGAGCUCCUCUCAGGCCUGGGCUGAUGAUGUGCAGCGGUUUCAGAAGAUGUUCAGACACCCAAAUCAUGUGCAGCUGAAAGUUGUCGUUGGCAACCAUGAUAUUGGUUUCCACUACCAGAUGAACAGAUACCUAGUAAAACGAUUUGAGAAAGUGUUCAACUCUGAAAGGCUGUUUUCUUGGAAAGGAGUUAAUUUUGUGAUGGUCAACAGUGUUGCACUGGAAGGGGAUGGCUGUGACAUCUGCUCCCGAGCAGAAGCUGAACUCAUUGAAAUUUCUCAUAAACUGAACUGCUCCCAAAAGCAGGUGCAGGGAUCAGGCCAGUGUGGAGGUGGGCAGCAGCUCCCCUUGUCUGCCCCAGUGCUUCUGCAGCAUUACCCGCUCUACCGGACCAGUGAUGCUAACUGCUCCGGGGAAGAUGCUGCUCCUCCAGAGGAAAAAAUCAUCCCUUUUGUGGAGAAAUAUGAUGUGCUUUCUCGGGAGGCCUCACAAAAGCUGCUGUGGUGGUUCCAGCCCCGCCUGGUCCUGAGUGGCCACACACACAGUGCCUGUGAGGUGCUCCACCCUGGAGGCGUCCCUGAGCUCAGCGUCCCAUCAUUCAGUUGGAGGAACAGAAACAACCCCAGUUUCAUCAUGGGCAGCCUGACGUCCAGAGAUUAUGCCCUCUCCAAGUGUUUCCUUCCUUUUGAGGACACAGUUCUGACCAUGUACAGUGGAGCAGCUGGUUUCCUUGUGGUCCUCAUCUUAGCUCAUUUUGAGUGUUUAGCCUCACCUUUUCUGUUGGGAUGGAACCUGCUCAGAACGCACAGGACAAGGUGAGAGGUUGGUUGUUCAUGUGGUAAUAAAUAUCAAAGCUAAAGACAACCUCGGCAGAGCCUACAUUAGAGUCAAGUGAAUGAGAGCAGAGGCCAUUUUAUAUACAUCAUGGAAACUAAAUCAGUGACUGCAGAAUAAAUAGUUGAUUGUACUGUUCACAUGCUAUCAGUGAAACAUGUACUCUACAACAAAACUUUCCUCGUUUUUAUCAAAUAUAUGUAUAAUCAGGUUG
Molecule: messenger RNA, 1828 nt
Organism: Dipodomys ordii (Ord's kangaroo rat)
Lineage: Eukaryota; Metazoa; Chordata; Mammalia; Rodentia; Heteromyidae
Gene: Mppe1
Product: metallophosphoesterase 1
Exons: 10
Coding region: 418-1599 (393 amino acids)
Biological process (GO): endoplasmic reticulum to Golgi vesicle-mediated transport; GPI anchor biosynthetic process
Cellular component (GO): endoplasmic reticulum-Golgi intermediate compartment
Molecular function (GO): phosphoric diester hydrolase activity
Source: RefSeq, a predicted model, not a curated record